UGGGGCAUCAUCUCCCACCGUCCCGCGGGUCGCUGUGUCUGGGGGCCGGCGGGCCAUUGCCCCGGGGCCGAAGGGCGCUCGGCAUCCACCGGGGAGGGACCUGCCAGCUCCUGAUCCUGCAUUUCAGCAGAACCAGGCUUUGAGCGAACGCCAAGUGCAGGGGAGACUCCGCAGAGCUCGGGCCACUCUCUGAUCACAGCCCAGCCCAGCCCCUCGGCAGCUUGAGGGGAACACAAGCACCUAGAUCUCGGGGAAAGAGCGCUUCCGAGGUUCUCAAAUACAGCUGUGCAUUUCCACCAGCCGUGGGUCCAGCCUGGCACCUCGCAGACACUGCCCGGAGAAUUUCACACAAUGAGCAAAAAUCUGGAACCGGACUAUUAAGGCUCCGACUUAAAAGCAGAAAGGAAAGGCAGCUGGGAGAGUCCGGGCUCUCCCCUUAACUCACCGCAUGCGGAGGUCUCCGGCGCUCAGCAAUGACUCUGGUGCUGUCCAUGCAUAGAUUCUGCGAUCCCAUUGUCUCGGGAGGAGCUGCCGAGAUCGCAGAGUACCAGACUCUGUGGGAGUCGCACUGUGGCAGCAAGAUUAGCCCCUCGGAUCCCAGCCAGGCUCAGCAGCAGGGAGACAGGGCACCAUGUCAUUCUCUGGCAGGAUCACAUUACAGGGGAAUUUCAAAUCCUAUAACAACAUCCAAGAUCACAUACUUUAAAAGGAAAUAUGUGGAAGAAGAGGAUUUUCAUCCACCACUCAGCAGCUGUACGCGUAAAACAGUUUCUGUUUUUGAGGAGCGGGCACACAUUCUUUACAUGUCUUUGGAAAAACUGAAAUUUAUUGAUGAUCCUGAAGUCUACCUACGGAGAUCUGUCCUCAUAAACAAUUUGAUGAAGAGAAUCCAUGGAGAAAUUGUCAUGCAAAACAACUGGUGCUUCUCUGCUUGCUCUUUUGGUGGUCCCUCAUCACAAGAGUGGUUUAUGACUCAAGACUGUUCUUAUAGAAAACGUCUCCGGAUGGCAAAAGAGGAGUGUGAAAAGUUCCAUACUUGCUGCUUUUAUCAAGAAUGUGGCAGUCACUAUUUAAAUGUACCCUUCUCUGUUAAUACAAAUGGGGAGAAUUCUUCUUCCUCUUCUUCCUCCUCCUCCUCCUCUUCCUCCUCCUCCCCUAUAUCUUUGCCAAGUUGUUCCCACCAGGUGGAUUAUGGCAUCGACAGUGCCCUUGUUUACAGGCGUGAUGACCAGAUUCUUGCUAACGAAAUAUUCAUUACUAAUGCCAAGUCUCAUGGUAAUCAGGAAAAGGCAAAAUUAAAUGAUGAGAAAGGAGAUAACGAAACUGAUCAAGCUGGUAUCACUCUAAACUGUGAACCUAUGAAAGGCGACCUUGCUCUUGAAUGUAAAGGCAAAUUUUAUGAUUAUUUUGAGACUGCAUGUAAUGACAAGAGCAACAUAAAUGAAUCUUGGAAAAAGUCCUUAAGGAAAAAGGAAUCUUUACCAAGUAAUAAAAUGUGCUGCAGCAAAGGAAGUAAAAUAUGACCCAUCUUUUUUGCUGUAACUUUGAAGCAUGCACAGCAUGUUAUCUAUCAACAUUUUAUUUGGAAUGGAUUUUUUUAUAGUUUUGUACAACUGACACAAUCAUGCCACAAACGUUGCAUAUAGUUUUAAAUGACUGGAGAGCAGAUUGCAUAAAGCAUCUGUAUGAUCUGCAUGAGUGAGCUAUUUAUAAAUAUGGAGACUUCAUAAAGAGCACAGUUGAAUUACUGCUUACAACUAUAGUUUAGCUUUUGUUGCUGAAAAUACCAAUAAAACCAGAUGGGGAAAACAUAUCCUUUUAUAUAUGCCCUCCCACAUAGAGUCUGCCAUUAAUUAAGAGGAACCUCCAUUAUGUUUACCAAUUAAUUAGAUGUUUGGUAAACAAAUUGAUAUUACCAGCAAGGGUGCUCCGCUUCCUGUAACACAAUAUUUGUUGUGACAAAAGACUGGAUACUAUGGACUGGGAUUAAACAGUUUCUACACUCUCAUACUGACACUGUUAAAUUCACAUAUUUAACAGUUUUGUACAACUGACAAAGCUAGGAUGUAUUGUGAGGAAAUACCUUUUUAUGGGCUCUUAACCAGAAAUACCACAUACAGCUCAAUCACUUGCACAUUUUUCAGCUCAGCUGUAAUAAUUAAUCAGGCUUAUGAUGGUUUGUUAUUAUACAGGGCAGGUUUUUUGGUGCCUUACCUUUUAUCUUAAUUGUUGCCAGCGUGAAAAUUAAGGAUAAAAUCCGAGCUGCAGCAGGGAUUUAUUAACCUAAACGGAAAAAAACCAGGAUGGAUCAAUAUUAUUAGAAACCUGUAAUCUUUGAAAUACUGAGUUCGACUUUGUAUUCAAACAUUGCUAUUCUUUUUUGAUGCUCUAUUGCUUUUUGAUUUGCUAUCCUUAGGAAGGAAUUUAAGAAACAAUAGAGAGAGACCUGUCUUGUAAACAAGCACUAGAUGCUUGAGCAUUUCUAUGGCAACUGUCUGUUGCUGAGGAUCUUUUUUUUUUUUUUUUUAAUUCUUCCAUAUAAUGAAGUUCUUGAACCAAUGGCAUGCUUUAUACUUUAUUCUGUUUAGCAUAAUUUCUCUCUUUUAGAUUGCAAAAGUGUGUGGGGGUUUUCUAUGACUUUUGCUGUUGAUUUAAAACAAAACAAAAAGCACAAUGUUAAUAAAUAAUGUGGCGAUAAGAUUUUAUCUGAAAUAAAUGUUUUAAUUUUAAAAAAGAUUAUUUUGGAGAAACAGGGCUUGAAGUUUCAAUGAUUAAAGACAAAAUUUGGUCAUGCUUAGGUACAUCAUUUUAAAAUGCACAUUUUUUAAAACAUACAUAUUACAUUUUUCAGGGGGUGAUUAAGAAUAUGCUGGGUUCUGGACCCACCUAAUUUUUGGAUUUCAUGUCCACCUGGACAACUGUGGAUGUGCUGUGCAUACCAGCCAAAUCCAAACCAUAGAUGACACCUUAUUGCUGCCUGUCCCUGCCUGGGAUGUUGUGAAUGCAAACAAUAGCUCUUUCUCGUUGGUUCUUGCCUCAGGAACAAUUAGCUGUGCUCAUGCUGUCCAUUGUUUACUAAGGAUGAAAUUCACCCCUGUGAAUGGAAGCAGCCCAGUUCCAGAUUGGGUGUUAGUGGGAUUUAAGGAGUGUACAGACCUUGUGCUGGCCCUCUGCACAGGGAUGAAUUUCACUCUAAGUGUAUAGUCUGGCACUCAUUUAAGUCACUGACAUACCUAUGGAGUUUAGUAGUGCAGAAUCAGGUUCUGAUUCACUGCUGCCUUGGGUUCCUCUGAGAAUGUAGGCCACGGAAUCCAAAGAAUCUCUCUUAAUUCUCCCCUGCCAUUAUUUUUCUUGAUGGCAGGUAUUAUGUGUACCCCAUAGUCAAGAUUACAAGGGCAUGUGUCAUCAUCUCCUCUACUGGUCACUCUUGGAAGCUCGCCAACUGCUUUAGCUACGUAGUUAAAUAAAGUUACCUCAAUAUUUGCAGUAUUUCCUACAGGAAGGAUAUUGAAUGCCUAGGGAAUUUUUCAAAAAAUUGAGAUAACUGUUAUUUAGUGAUCUAAGACAAAACCGGCGUGUUUGUAAGGGUUAUCACUGUAACAGGAAUCAAACAACAAAAAGAGAAAAUAUGGAUUACAGCUGAUUUCUCCAAGACAGAAGCUUUUUUAUUAUUAAUAAUAGUAUAAAAUAUAGAUCUCAUUCAUACAGUGUAUGAUAGGAUCAUCAUUUAGGCAUUUGUCCACAAGGACCAAUUAUUUAAAAGCUGAUUUUCUUGUAUUAUAACCAGUUAGUCCAGUAAUAUCUGCUCUUUUUUCAGUUUUUGAUAAACAUUUGAUGUUUUAAGCGUAGAUAUUAGACCCUGUAUGCUAAUGUGUUGUUGUAGUAAAGUGAGGUUUCCUUGGUAUAUAUUAAUUAAAAUGACCCAAAUUCAUUUUGAUUUUACAUCUUUAAUGUCUGUUGGAGUCUUCCCCUAAUCCCGCCCCAAGGAAAUAUCAUUUAAUCAAAUCGUUCCAGUGUUGAAAAGGUUUAAAUUACAAUCAGGUCUUUUACUACAGCUGCAGACCAAUACAGAAGUCUAAACUGUCAAUUUUUAGAACACUUUGGAACAGAAUUUUGAGAUAUGCUGACAAAUGUAAAAGGUUUGUUUGUGGCAUAGGGCUGAAAUCUGGGAUUGCACAGGUAUAGCUACAGACAGAAUUGGGCCAAACUUUGCAACUUACAGAAUUCUCUUCGGGCCCAGUCAUGCAGAGUGGGGAACACUUGUAAGGUGCUGAAUGCCAUCAAGUCCCCUUGUGUUCAGCACUCUGGACAGUCAGGCCCAUCUGAGAAAACGGCAUCCAAUGUAUGAAGCCAUAAUGCUGUGGUAUUAGUUUAUGGGUCUUGUUUACACUCUGUUGAAAUGUGGAAUUAUCUGAAACAAUUCUAUAAUUAUCUCUGUAUAUAUAAUGUAUUUCUAAGCCACCUACCACCUUGGCAUAUCUAAAUGUUGGACAAAAUUAUGACUUAUCAGAAUUUAUACAAAGAUGGUGUUAUUUUAUCCGUUCUCUGAGAACAGCAAUGUGGAUUUAAGUGUUCCUUGAUAUCUUCCCCUGACUCUUCUUUAUAAACUAUGACACGUGCUGAAAGUAAACAUGUAGAACUCAAGAGUGUACUAAACAUUCCUGUUUGUUUUUCAA
Molecule: messenger RNA, 4676 nt
Organism: Chelonoidis abingdonii (Abingdon island giant tortoise)
Lineage: Eukaryota; Metazoa; Chordata; Testudines; Testudinidae
Source: RefSeq, a predicted model, not a curated record